UUCCAGUAGCGACAGGCUUUAUAAGGACCCUCCACCAGCCUAUCAUGAAAUUCAACCGGACGUUUUCUCUGACUACUCUCAUCGAAAUGCAAAUACCAGGCACCUUCGCACAAAUCAGAACAUAAAUAGGCAUCCUCGCACAGAUCAGAACAUAAAUGACGAGAGAGUUUGUCGGGAAUGUUGCUUACCAUUUACUGUAGUUGCCUUGGUGAUCUUCUUUAUAUAUUUUAGUUUUACUGGAACUGCACUAGUUCCUGAUCCUGACGACGUAACAAAAAUUCCGCGAAUGUUUCAACUACGGUGGCGAAGCAUUUUUGGCGGUGAUUAUACGAUGGUCAUAGAAUCUUAUGAUACAAAUGACUUCAGUUUAAGUGGACACAAUGUUACUUUAGACGACACGAUAUCUAGUGCAGAAUCACCUAUAGAUACAACUGGUGAUUACAUUAAGUAUCCCAUAAGAGCUCUUAUUUUAGAUGCACAUUAUGAUAUGGGAAAAUAUAGGUAUUUCAUUAUAUAA
Messenger RNA from Acaulospora colombiana, 517 nucleotides. NCBI's taxonomy places the organism in Eukaryota, Fungi, Glomeromycota, Glomeromycetes, Diversisporales, Acaulosporaceae. The record is from the annotation of a GenBank genome assembly.